Geodia barretti is the source of this 891-nucleotide messenger RNA. The record is from the annotation of a GenBank genome assembly. NCBI's taxonomy places the organism in Eukaryota, Metazoa, Porifera, Demospongiae, Tetractinellida, Geodiidae.
AUGACGUUUGACCACGAAUACUACGUAGAAUUUUGCUUUGAUGAUUAUGGAAGUAAUCGACUUCUAGAAGCCGCUAAUGACAUAAGAUCUAUCCCAUACAUUCGUGAAGGACAGCCCCCAGGAACAAGAUGGACGCACACUGCAGGUGCUGCACAGUGUGCCUGUGAGUAUAUGCUCAACCCCACACAUGAUUGUCUGAACGACUUUGCCCCUGAAUGCGUGAAUGUCAUAUUUGUCACUGAUGGACGGGCAAACGAUCCGAACCUUGAUGUCUGCACUGAAAUCCGCUGCCUCCACCGACGCAGGGGAGUCAAUACAUUUGCCAUUGGGAUUGGAAACCGGGAUGACCUACAGCUUGAAUGCAUGCGAGAGGAUGAUUUGGAGCUUGACGAGUACCAUCUCUUCAAUUUCGAAACAUUUGCAGAACUAGAGGAGCAGUUUAACGAGAUAACAAGGAGGUUUCUUGCAAAUGAUGGUUAUGUGUGUGCAGACGUAGCAACUAAUCCAGUCGGAUGAAGUCAAUGAACCAACCCUUAAAGAACAAUUUGCUGACUCUGUAACAUGAGAGCAAAUUAUUUAUUGCUGACUCUGUAGCUGAGAUCGUAGAAUUAGUGAUGUAGUUAUUUCUGGCUCUGUAUAGGAUGAUAACAGAGACAUAAUGAUUUACUUUCUAUUGCUGAAUAUAUAUUCUAUUGCUGAAAAUCGCGACACCAUUCUUCCAGCGCACCAUUGCUGCAGUGAACAUCAAUGAGAAUGUGCAGAUAUAAUAUGCAAUGCUCACUGCACGUGUCGGCGGUCACGCCACUUAUUAUGUGCAGUAGAAGUCUAUAAAUGUGCUAAACAAUAUGUACGCAGUUUUGUAGUCCCUGCUUGUCUUGUAGAUAAAUUUUC